Marasmius oreades (fairy-ring Marasmius) is the source of this 1833-nucleotide messenger RNA. RefSeq lists its product as uncharacterized. The record is from RefSeq and is a predicted model, not a curated record. The coding region runs from base 1 to 1833 and encodes 610 amino acids. The transcript has 2 exons. NCBI's taxonomy places the organism in Eukaryota, Fungi, Basidiomycota, Agaricomycetes, Agaricales, Marasmiaceae.
AUGGACAUCCUAGUAUCGACAGCAUCUAGCCUUGUUCUCCGUUAUGUUCUCAGCAAUGUUCUCCAACCCUACCGACCUAGCAUGGUGAUCCCGGUGUUUCUAGGUCUCUGGGAAGGAACUUGGCUGCACAUGCUCUCAUCGUCAAUGCCAGCAUCGUACGACCCAUAUCUUGCAUAUCUACUGCGUCCUCUUGUGGAUUUCACCAUCUCCGGCAGCUUUUCUUACGUCUUCAUUAUUGUGUCAUGGUCCAUAUUAACAGUACUUGCACUAGAUGCGAUGGGACCCGAACAUUUUUACGAUACUCGGCUGCAGCGGGACUCCAAACGCCCUACACGAAUGGGAUCGUCUCACACAAUGCUGCAUGCGGCUACACAUUCACCGCAAUCACGACGCCGUUCCCGUUCUCGGUCAUUGACCUUCAUUCUACCCACUUCUCCGGAAUCUGCUACUCACACACCAUCCUCGUCACGACAACAAUCACAAUCAUCUGCAAUCACCUCCAACUCUUCUUCAACCACUCCCACCGGUGUAUCGCCUACCCCCAGAUUUGAUUUAACCCCCCAACAGCAGCCAAUUGCUCCCAUCGAGUCACUUCAGAUGCACAUACCCAGUCAGGUAGUAAUCGCAAACACCGAACCCCUACCGAAUCCCGUCAGUUCACCCAUCUCCUCUAUCCCACUUCUGCAAACACCUGUGGGGCACCGCAUAGAAUUGGUGGUACCAGUGCUUACAGAAGGAAGUCGCUCAACUUUCCCUCGUUCUCCAUUUCCCCCUUCCACCUCCACGCCAACCCAAAUCUCGAACACCGAUCCGACACCUCGUGAACAAGCGGACCCAGAUCGCCCGAUACCAGUUCCAGCGCCCUCUUAUUUCCCUACUGUGGCGCUUCAAUCAAAUUUACCUACAGAGACACACUACCGGGAAGCUCCGGUCGUCCGCGCGCAAAACGAUGACGAUGCUGACCCUCUACAAACUCCUGUUCUGCGCGGAUUCGACGACCCGGUUCACGUAGAUUCCGACUUCGACGAGCUGACAACACCACCUUAUAUGAGACCACCACGACCCGCCUUUAUCUCACACGGUGGACCAACAAUUAUCGAGGAUGUGCCUACAGCAGGUCCCUCUUUGCUGCUUAAAGUACUCUCUACAACAAUCGACCCAUCCACUUCCAACGUUACUACUAGUGCCACUCCUGUUCCCAUCCCUCCACCAGGCCCACAUCUCCAAUUGGGUUCACCUGCACUGUCAGCCCUAGACGUCCUAUCUCCUGCCUCUCCUGCCUCUUCCAUGGCUGGUAGUAUAAUCUCCACCACGGACCCCAAAAUCCUGUUUGAACGAGCAGAAAAACUUCGGAAUAGGGCAUGGCAAGAGGUCCAAGAGAAGACACGACUGAAGUCAGAACUGCAGAAAGCCAGGAACGAGGGUAAAAAGAAAGACAUUUUCAUAUUAGCUGGUGACGUGAAAGAAUGUGAACACCGGAUCGAUACACUACAUGCACGCGCUAAAAGGCGAUACUAUCUAGGUGACGUUCUUGCCAAUACGUUGAUGUUCUCUAUGCUGACAGUGUUACAUAUAGCAAAGAACACUGAAGAGAUGGGGGGCGACGAGAUCGACGUACACGGACUAUUCGUCGAAGAGGCCGUGGAUGCGACGGAAGCUGCUUUUCGGAAGGCACUGAAGGAUGGGAAGGAGAGUCUCCGCGUGAUUGUUGGCCGGGGAAACCACUCGAAAGAAGGGACACCUAAAUUAAAGCCAGCAGUUACAGCCGCGAUGAAGAAGUUGAGUGGCAUGGAUUUCAAUGUACUGUCGACCCUCGGAACCCAGGAGUAUUGA